Messenger RNA from Cylas formicarius (sweet potato weevil), 1625 nucleotides. Its product is annotated as ankyrin-1-like. Lineage: Eukaryota; Metazoa; Arthropoda; Insecta; Coleoptera; Brentidae. Gene Ontology annotation, molecular function: protein binding. The record is from RefSeq and is a predicted model, not a curated record. Bases 76 to 1266 code for a protein of 396 amino acids. The transcript has 2 exons.
UUCCUUGACUCACAUAUAUUUAGACUAUUAAAUCAAUUUCGAAUUUCCUUCAAAUGGGUGACCGGCAAAAUAGUAAUGGCGACGGAGUUUUCGUUUAUGGGUUUUGAUUUGUUUGAAGUGGCAAGGAACGGUUGUCUAAGUGUGUUGAACGUCGCUCUCGACAAUUUCGAUUUGUACUCGACUUCUGUCGACUUUCAGGAUGAGGAAGGAAACACGUUGCUGCAUUACAUUGCCGAAAAAGGUAACGCCGAGACCGUCGGAAAACUUCUCGAAAAUAACGCGUUCGGCGACAUCCUAAACGUCAGAAAGGAAACCGCUUUACACCUGGCGUGCCGCGGGGGCCAUUUUGAAACCGCGCGACUUUUAAUUCGAAGCGGCGCGAAAUUGGACGCUAAAGAUUGCAGAGGCGAAACGCCUCUGUUCAAGUCGGCCAUGAACGCGCACACGAUCCUAACAAAGUAUCUCAUCGCCGAAGGCGCCGACUUGCAUUGCCGGGACAAAAUUAACCGGACACUUUUACACGUCGCCGCAGAAACCGGAAACGAAAAACUGGCCGAGCUUUUAUUAUCCCGCGACUUUGACCCGAACGCGGCGACGAGAUGCGGCGAAACACCCCUGCAACUCUCCAUUAAAUCCUCUUCGUACGAAACGUUCAAAUUACUCUUGAAAUUCGGCGCGGACUAUAACGCGACGGACACUAAAGACGCCACUUUGCUACACGCGGCGGUCCAAUUAAACCGUCGCGACGUCUGCGUCGAUCUACUCGCGCUAAAAGUCGACGUGAAUGCGACGGACGUUGAGGGAUCGACCGCGUUGCAUUUGGCGGCAGAAAGAAAUAUGCCGGACAUGAUAAAAUUAUUGCUCGAGAAUGGGGCCGUUGUCGAUGCGAAAGACGUGGACGAUUACACGCCGCUUCACGUCGCGGCCGGCCGAAAGUCAAACUUUGCGGCCGUCGAAAUGUUACUCAAGAACGAUGCCAGCACCGAUGCGGUUACUUUCAAUGGAGAUUUGGCGUUGCACAGGGCGGUGGCGAGCGGGAACGAGGGAGCGGUUGCGUUGCUGUGCGAUCUGAAAUAUAUAAAUUGCAGGAAUAGGGACGGGUAUACGCCCGAAGCGCUAGCGAGGGCCAACGGAAGAAUCUCGAUAGAAGAAACGCUGAAGCAAAUGAAUCUCGAUGCGGAAUCCGUCCGCCUCAAGAAAAAGAAAAGGGUUUCCUUUACGGGCAUUCCCAUAAUGCGAGAAAAGAGAAUCGCUACCGAUUAUUGAGUGCGGAGUUUUUUAUUUCGUUUUUAAAUUUUUUAAUUAUUUUCGUACAUACAUUUUAACGUGUAACGUUUUUUUUUUCAAUAAAUAUCUACCAGGAGGUUGAAAGACAGAUGUCAAAUUCGUGCUCGCGACUAAUUUUUUCAGCUUCCUCGUAGACUUCCUUCUUUUAAUUUGUUCUCUUUUGAUAAAUGUAAUAUAGACAUACGAAAAGUAUUUUUUGCUAGAAAAGUUUGUUUAAAAUGGCUUUUUUAAUGACAUCUAUCGGUAGGCGGUUCAAAAAAUUAAAACGUCUUUACAGUUCCAUAUUAAGAUUUUUUAGCAGAUAAGCCAUUUCGGAAACCAACAAAUCUUUAACUAAA